AUGUUUAAAUGCGCAAUCACAGAAAUUCAUUUAAAUACUGGUAGCCAGUUUUUUCAAAACGUUGUUGAAGAAGGUGAGUCCGUUGACAAAACCGGCAAAGUCGUCGUCCUCGAUCGGCUCAACGAGUCCUGGAAGCUGUUGUCCAGCAUACCCAGUGUACCGGCCACUGACAUAGAUAAUAUGCUUGAACCAUGGCCUCUUUUUCAAGCCAUCGUGGUUGAGGAGCGCUCUUUCAAAGUACUUGAGCUUGGUGUUGGCCUUGAAAAUGGCCCACUUGAGCUUGAUCUUCUCCACAAACGACAGAUCGUCCCAGUUGUCGUACUUUUCCUGCAGCACAACGGUGUCUUCGUCAAACGUGGCAGCAGACUUGAGCAAAGACGCAAUGUUCUCGUACACCUGUGCAACCAGCUCCUCCAAGCUCGACACUUCCGGGUCCUCGUCCAGCUUCUUCUGGAGCCAGUCUUUUGGUAUCUCAAUUUUGCUGAACAGGUUCGAGAUCUGUUCGGCAUAGUCAGUGGUCUUGAACUUGUACAGUUUCGACUCACUCAGAUUCAGCACCAAAAGUCCAGCGUAUUUGGCCAUCAGGUUGUGGUAGACAAAGCCCGGGUCUCCAAGAGUCUUCAUCCAGUGAUAGGAGUCGUAGACCGUGUGAUAUUGGUAGACCGGAGCCGUCUUGUUGGAGGUGAAGCCGAGAUCAACAGACGGAAUACCCAGAUGGUCCAGGAACACAGUGUAAUCGGAACCGGAUCCCAGAGCACUGAUAUGGUCCUUGGAGAUCUCCUUGAGAUGGUCGUACAGAGUGAUGUUGCUGUCGGGAUAUGUGGAACCAAUCAGUCCGUACUCCUCGCCGUCCCAAGAAGCCAGCAGUAUCGUUCUUUGAGGCUUCCAGCCGGAUUGCACCAGACCACCCAGAGCUCUAGCAAGUUCCAGCAUGACGGCAGAGCCCGAGUGUGGAUCUCCAGCAGCCGGAGUCCACGAGUCGUGGUGGUUACCAAUGAUGAUCACUUCGUCCUUAUUCACUCCUUCGAUCUUUCCGUAGACGUUGUAGACGUCUGUCACGUUGAAGUCUUGCUCGUUCACAAGAUUGAGCUUGUACUCUGGGUUAGGUCCAACAGAAGUGUAGUCGAAUCCCUUGAUCAGUCCCUUGGGCCAUGUGGCCACCUGGGGACCGUGGCCAGACAGUUUCUCCAGAAUUGGAGUGACCUCUCUGAACGAGAUUGGAAGGGCUGGAAUCUUGGGGGUGGUGAUCUUAGGAUCGGACCGCGACUUGUCUUCACCGGGCUUGAUUGCGUAUCCUGGAGUAGUCGGGUCUCCGGGGAAGACCGAUAA
Molecule: messenger RNA, 1329 nt
Organism: Ogataea philodendri
Lineage: Eukaryota; Fungi; Ascomycota; Pichiomycetes; Pichiales; Pichiaceae
Exons: 2
Coding region: 1-1329 (442 amino acids)
Source: RefSeq, a predicted model, not a curated record